CACCAUGAAGACACUGGAGAUCCUGACCGCUGUAGCACUCUUUCUGGGAGCCACCUCAGCAACUUCGCUGGGAGUGGUGUCCACAGAGGGAGGUAGGGUGCAGGGCAAGAACCAUAAAGUCGGACUCUUCCGAUCCAUGGACGUGUUCAAGGGAAUCCCCUUUGGUGACCAGCCAGGGCUAUUUGAGAAACCCAAACCACAUCCUGGCUGGGAUGGCAUUCUCAAGGCGAAUAAGUACGCACCAAGAUGCCUCCAGGUGAAUAUGCUCCAAACUGACACUCGUGGCAGUUUGGACUGUCUUUACCUGAACAUCUGGGUUCCUCAUGGACGUAAAGUGUCAACAAGUAUGCCAGUCAUGGUGUGGAUCUAUGGAGGUGCCUUCCUGGUUGGUGGAUCCAUGGGUGCUAAUUUCCUGGACAACUACCUCUAUGACGGAGAGGAGAUUGCAGACAGGGGCAACGUUAUAGUGGUGACCAUAAACUACCGAGUGGGAACUCUCGGGUUCCUCAGCUCUGGAGACGCCAGCGGACCUGGAAACUAUGGGCUGUGGGACCAGCAUGCUGCCAUUUCUUGGGUGCACAGGAACAUCCGUAACUUUGGAGGAGACCCCGACAACAUCACCCUCUUUGGAGAAUCUGCUGGUGGAGCUAGUGUCAGCUUCCAGAUGGUGUCUCCCCAUAACAAGGGACUGAUCAAAAGAGCCAUCAGCCAGAGUGGUGUUUCAGUCUGUCCCUGGGCCGUCAACAGGAACCCUCGUGCUCUGGCUGAGAAGAUUGCUCGGAAGACGGGCUGCCCAACUGAUGACCAGAUGAUGGCUUGCCUGAGGACGAUUGAACCUGCGAUCCUCACCCUUGCAGGUGCCCUGAACCCGGAAGGAUCACCCACCAACCCAGUCGUGAACAACAUGGCCCUCGCAGCAGUGAUAGACAGAGACUUCCUCCCUGAUGAUCCAGCCAACCUGUUCCACAACGCUGCCGAUAUAGACUACAUUGGUGGGGCCAACGACAUGGAUGGUCACCUCUUCAGUGGUGUUGAUGUUCCUUCUGUCAACCAGCCCCUGCAUCACACCUCUGUGGAGGAUAUGAAGGCCCUUCUGGGAGCCCUCACCAAGAGUAAAGGACAGGCUGCUUUGGACCAUGCCACCAGCCUGUACACCGAGGGGUGGGGUGCCAAGCCCAGCCAGCAGACCGUCAAGAUGACCGUGGUGGAAAUCGAGACUGAUUACAUGUUCCUGGUGCCUACCCAAGAGGCUCUUUACCUGCACGCCUCCAAUGCAAAGACUGCAAACACCUACUCCUACUUGCUCGCAGAGCCUACCCGUAUGGCUGGUUUGCUCAAGCCUUACCCAAGCUGGAUGGGGGCAGACCACGCCGAUGACCUGCAGUUCGUGUUCGGCAAGCCCUUCACUACGCCUCUUGCCUACUGGCCCAGAUACCGCGACUUGUCCAGAUACAUGAUCGCCUACUGGACUAACUUCGCCCAGACUGGGGAUCCUAACCAGGGGGAGUCCAUGGUGCCAGUUUACUGGCCAGAGUUCAGGAGAGGGGACCAGUACCUGGAAAUCCGAUCUGAUAUCAACAAGAACAGCAUCAAGCAGAAGUUGAGAGUGAACCAUGUUCACUGGUGGUCUGGCAUCUUCCCCAGCCUCCCCACAGUCAAGACCUCAGAGUAGAGGCAACAUCACUGUGCAGCCCUAUGUUGUUCACUGCCUGUGGGAGUGUCAUCAAUGCUAUCUUGUCUGAAUCUAAGUAGCACAUCAUGUUUUUCUUGAUGUCUUACUCACGAGAUCACAUUGAGCCAACCAAGUUUGUAUUUCGAGAAUUUCAGUUUGCAACAGAAUAAAUGGGGUUUAUCAUGCAAUCC
Molecule: messenger RNA, 1863 nt
Organism: Hypomesus transpacificus
Lineage: Eukaryota; Metazoa; Chordata; Actinopteri; Osmeriformes; Osmeridae
Product: bile salt-activated lipase-like
Exons: 11
Coding region: 5-1672 (555 amino acids)
Biological process (GO): presynaptic membrane assembly; neuron cell-cell adhesion; modulation of chemical synaptic transmission
Cellular component (GO): synapse; postsynaptic specialization membrane; cell surface
Molecular function (GO): neurexin family protein binding; sterol ester esterase activity; triacylglycerol lipase activity
Source: RefSeq, a predicted model, not a curated record